Molecule: messenger RNA, 726 nt
Organism: Chironomus riparius
Lineage: Eukaryota; Metazoa; Arthropoda; Insecta; Diptera; Chironomidae
Source: the annotation of a GenBank genome assembly
AUGGAACAAAAAGCAAUAAUUCCACUUCUGCUCCUCAUCAUUUCCAUCACAUCGCCAAUUCUAUCUCAGCCACAACUCUAUAACUUCCAAUAUCCAGUCCCAUCACAUCAAAUCCUCAACUGCGUCUUUCAUUACGACACACAGACAUCAACUUACGACUGUGUCUCAACGAACACAACAGUUAGAGGACCUGGAGCUGGAUUUAACGCAUUUAAUGGAAGUCAUGUUCUUAAUCAUUCGGAUUAUGAUGUCAGUGGAUUGAGAAUUUCAUCACAACUUUGCAAAUAUGUGCCAGAUGGAAUUGGAGAUUUAAUGCCGAAUUUGAAAAAGUUACAGAUUACAAACAGUGGAUUACUGGCACUAGACAAUGGUGACUUGUAUAAAUUUCCAAUGUUGCAGUACUUGAACGUCAGAGGAAAUCGACUUGUUGAACUUCCAGGCUUAUUAUUCCAUCAAAAUCCAGACAUAAUCUUUGUUGACUUUUCUGACAAUUUCAUCAAAUUCAUCCAUCCAGCAAUAUUCUCAGAUUUCAACACUUUAAGGUACAUUGACUUUGGUAACAACAUCUGUGUCCAAAAUACUUAUGCAACUGACAAUUUUCGUGAAUGGGAAAGAGAAUUAAGAAGGAACUGCAUACCUGCUGAUCGUUAUUAUGGAAUUAUGGAGCCUUUGAACAGAAUCGCUGAUCAACUUGACAGAUUUAAUGGAUUUGGACAAUCUGGAUGA